GAAGAAGACCACCCACUCGUCUCCUGCACAUUCUGCGGCUUUUUCGGUUCAGUCCCUCGGUCGGGGGGGAAAGACCGAGAGACCUCUCGAAGGGGGACAGCGUCCUGGCUUGUGCUCCUACUCCUAUGUCCACGGCGGUGAUAAUGCGCGACUAAAAGAAGCACUUAUCCGAUGGCUCUUAUUCAUCAAACCUGUAAAGCAGUCACAGCAUUCAACAAAAUGAUGACUUUGUGGAUAUUUUGCUUCUGCCUCAUCGGAGUAAGUUGGACCAAUAAGCUGAGUUCGGCCACAGCCGACGGCCAGAUCGCAGAGAAUGGAGUAUCAGAUUUCUGUCGCAUUGACGAGCCUCUGUGCCGGGACGAGAACGCCAUUCUCAGCUACGAGGCCAUUCGCAGCAUCCACAAGCAGAUGGACGACGACAAAAACGGCAACGUGGACGUGGUGGAGACAGAUGGGUUCUUGAGGGAGGAUCUUAACUACCAUGACCCCAAGGCCAAACACAACAGCUUCCACGGGGAUGACCAGUUCAUCAGCGUGGAGGACCUUUGGAAAACAUGGAAGAGCUCUGAAGUGUACAACUGGACGGUGGAUGAGGUGGUCGAAUGGCUCAUCACCUACGUGGAACUGCCUCAGUAUGUGGAGGCCUUUCGUAAGAUGAGCUUUAACGGGAGCACAAUGCCGAGGCUGGCUGUGAAGAACAACACUCUGACACACACCAUUCUCAAGAUUCUGGAUCGCAGCCACGUUCAGAAGUUGCAGCUCAAAUCUUUGGACACAGUGUUGUUCGGAGCACCUCUCAUGAACAGACACAACCACUUGAAGGACCUCAUGCUGGUGGUGUCAAUUGUGAUCGGGAUGGGGGGCUGCUGGUUUGCCUACAUCCAGAACCGCUCCUCCAAGGACCACAUGAAGAAGAUGAUGAAGGACCUGGAGGGCCUGCAGAGAGCUGAGCAGAGCCUGCAUGACCUACAAAAAAAGCUGCAGAUCGCCCAGGACCACCACCGCACGGUGGAGGUUGAGAAGGUCAACCUGGAGCAGAAGCUGCGGGAUGAGAUCAGCACAGCCAAGCAGGAAGCCCAACGACUGAGUGAUCUGCGAGAGGGCACAGAGAACGAACUCAGUCGGCAAAAGUAUGCCGAAGAGGAGCUUGACCAGGUGCGCAUGGCUCUGAAGAAAGCCGAAAAGGAGCUGGAGUCGCGGAGUAGCUGGUCGCCUCCAGAGUUUCUCCAGAAGUGGCUGCAGCUCACUCACGAAGUCGAGGUUCAGUACUACAACAUCAAGAAGCAAAACGCAGAACGGCAGCUCCUGGUGGCCAAAGAAGGGGCUGAGAAGAUCAAGAAAAAGAGGAACACCCUGUUUGGGACGUUCCAUGUGGCGCACAGCUCCUCCCUGGAUGAUGUGGACCACAAAAUUUUGGCAGCCAAACAAGCGCUCGGCGAGGUGACAGCCGCCCUGCGCGAGAGGCUCCACCGCUGGCAGCAGAUCGAGAUCCUCACGGGUUUCACCAUCGUCAACAACCCGGGCUUGCCGUCUCUGGCGUCGGCCCUGUGGUACACUACGGUGAAUGGGACUAUAUGA
Nerophis lumbriciformis (worm pipefish) is the source of this 1578-nucleotide messenger RNA. Its product is annotated as stromal interaction molecule 1-like. The record is from RefSeq and is a predicted model, not a curated record. Gene Ontology annotation, cellular component: plasma membrane; endoplasmic reticulum. NCBI's taxonomy places the organism in Eukaryota, Metazoa, Chordata, Actinopteri, Syngnathiformes, Syngnathidae. Gene Ontology annotation, molecular function: protein binding; calcium channel regulator activity; calcium ion binding. Gene Ontology annotation, biological process: store-operated calcium entry; activation of store-operated calcium channel activity; intracellular calcium ion homeostasis.